AUGCACUAUGUUGCUGGAAACCUCCCCAAGAAAUUGCCAAACGACAAUCUACCCUUUAUAGAUGAUUGGGUUGAGCAUGCAGGUGACAAUGGAACACUCACAGAAGACAUUAUCGACAUUGCUCCUGUGGGGAAACACAAACGGACUGCAGCGGAUGCACCUUUGCUAGCCUGGAUUCCAGAACGUCAAAGCUUCCUGGAUGAAAUGAUGCAUCUCAAUGGAUACGAGUCUGAGGGCAUCACUUGUUUGUGCGGUGGAGUACUGCCUGAAUUCUGCAUGUGUAUCAUCCGUUGCAUAGAAUUGAGAUGUGGAACGGGUCAUUUUUUUCAACGUAUCAUGCUGAAAAAGCUUGGGGUUCAAAUACAGCUUGGCCAUAACCCAGGAGAAAGGUGCUAUAAUCCUCGCCCCUCUGCUGGUGACAAUUUCGUGGUCAUUGGGCUCAAUGGCGUUCAUGAAGUUGCACUAGACUUCUGUGGCUGUGCUUCAGCUCAGAAUGAGAGCAAGGUGUCUGCUUACGAGUUCUACCAUUUGCUUGCAAGAUGCACCGAUAAUUCCGGGUUAAUAGGGAUUAAGGAUCAGUAUUCCGCUUUCAUGCGGAUGGUACACCAAUGGUGCAACCUCAAACAACUUGGCUGUGGAGGGAGGGGACAUGACCCUGCUGGAGUUAAUGCUACAGCCAAAGGGGAACUAGGAGCAGGAGCCACUGUCUAUCAAAUGGAAAUACACAUUCGGAAGGCUGUGUCUUCCGAUACUGCUGACCCUAGCCUCAAUGCCGGAUGGGCAUAUUUCAUGCAGGAUCACAGGUAUAAGUCUUACAUUGCAGACCGUGCUACCAAAAAGCAAGAGCAAAGCACAUGUGUAAGCCACAAUGCAGUCAAUAUGGCAGAUAUCAAGUCCUCUCGUGGGCUUGCUGCCACAGGUGUUGGGACGAUCGACUGCGCCCGACACAACAUGAAGCUUCCUAAUGGUGUUGGAGACCUUCAGAAGGGGGAACAGUACAUCAACAUGGACUACAUUGUGUGUUCUGCACUCUUCAUCUUCACGAUGUCCAUGAUGCCAGAAUGGCUUUGCCCUCCCCCCCAUGUCGAUAAGUGUUGCACCAACUUCUCCUUCAACUGGUCAAGAUAUGUGGGCCAAACAGAUGGUGAAGCUCCUGAAUGGGGUUGGUCCAACAUCAAUCAAGUGGCAUCAAGCACCAAAGAGAUGGGGCCAGGAACACAUUGGGACACUCUUGAUGAUCACUUUGGUGAUUGGAACUGGAAGAAAAUAACAGUGUUAGGGCAGACUUUACAUAAGAAGAUAGUUGAGGCCAUAAAGUGGGCAAAGGAGCACUCUGAAACCCUCGCGGAGCUGGAGACGACUAUCCACCUGACUCUCAUCACUCAAUGGAAAGCAGAGAUAGAAUCCUGGGAGGAGGAUAAUUCUUCUCCCAAUCCCUUUGAAAGCUGGUUUAAUUCGGUCACCCAGGCAGCUGUACAGCUACAACUCAUUGAACUUGAGACCCAGGAACUUCAAGCUGGUAUUAAUGUCUCGCUUCACACUGAUAUCUCUCCAAGCAGGCUGAUUACUUCAGGCAUGGAUCUUGAAGAUCAACAGGCGCACUUAAGAUCCAGUCUUGCCGAUAUCUCCCUCCAUGACACCGAUAAGCAGAAGGCUAUGAUACAGACCCAGAUCACCUCCCUCCAGCAACGCCUUGAUGCCUGGGCUCACAUCCAGGAACUGUACAUGCCUAUUGUCUGUCAACUCCGGCAUCAAUUGUCCAAAGCCAGCAGGAAGUCCCAGGAAUUGAAACUUGAAGAUUUCAACCUGUGGCUCCCUUUGCACCUUCCAGCUAACACCCCUGUAGACCAGAAGCUUGCUGGACAUGAGUGGGAGCUACGCUAUGCAUAG
Messenger RNA from Suillus paluster, 1890 nucleotides. RefSeq lists its product as uncharacterized. Lineage: Eukaryota; Fungi; Basidiomycota; Agaricomycetes; Boletales; Suillaceae. The record is from RefSeq and is a predicted model, not a curated record. The transcript has 15 exons. Bases 1 to 1890 code for a protein of 629 amino acids.